ACAGGAGAGUAAUCCCGAAUUACCCGUGCAUAGUAGUCGCCCAUCUCCACGCCAGCUGGCCGCUGGGACCGCCCCGGUGUCAGUGUCCAAGUUACGCCCCUGCAGUGGGAGGAAGAUCUGGCUGCUGCCCUGUCUGGUGAUGGGCUGCGCUCCACGCGAGGAAACUUUCCGCGUGUAUUACUAAUACAUCUGUACACGGAGGCUCCCCCACUCCCAACACUGGCAGGCGACGAGCAGGUAUCUGCUGUAGCAUCACCGGAGCACGCUGCCUGCAGUCACACCGCCUUCCCUUCCCGGAUCUACCGCUUCCCUCUCUCCUACUUCUAGUGGGGAAUUUCUACUGUACAAAUACAUCUCUCAGCAUUCAGUCAGCAGGUUGUUGGGCUGAGUUUCCCCAAGCACGGAUCCCCAGCCACAGAGAUGACAAGAGAGCGAUCAGAGGCAACACAAAACCUAAUGUGACUUUGAUGAUUGCGCUGUAGAAAUGGCUUUUAAAGAUUUCUUUGGCUGAUUUUCUUAAAGUGUCAUCGGGGGCAGCAACUUCAGUCAGGAUCCAAGGAUGCAGAGAUCUGCUGGAAGGAAUAUGUGGCAUAUUUCAUCUCUGCUGAUCCUCAGUCUGGCAGCAGCAUAUUCUAAAGUGGCAGAAAGCCGUGGAAUAUUAGAAAGCAUACAAAGGUUUUCUUUGCUUCCAACCUACCUUCCGGUGAGCUACACAAUCCAUCAGAGUGAGGUUUCCUUCUUCCUUAAGGAAACAAACCAGGACAUCAUGAGGAAUUCUAGUCUACAAUCUCGAGUUGAAUCAUUCCUCAUUUACAAGGCCAAGAAACAACCUGUGAUGAAUGCCACUUAUGGACCAUUUUUCAUUGAGCAAGAAGUGCCACAAGAUUUACUAUUAAUUUCUAACCAUUUUGGAUCUGCUGAUAAAUUCACUUUUAACUGGAAGAUUAAAGCAUAUAUCCUCAAGGAAAGAAUCUAUCGUAUUAAACCUAAUGUUCAAAUAGUGUUUUCUAUUGUGGGGAGAGACUGGGAUGAUUAUAGCACCACUGAGAGACUUCCUUGCAUCAAGGUAUUUGCAUUUCGGGAGACCAGAGAAGUGAAAGCAACCUGUAAAUUGACAGGUGACCUGGGAUUGUGUGUUGCUGAAUUAGAACUACUUUCAAGCUGGUUUGAUCCACCAACAGUGGUUGCUGGCCAUAAGAAGAUGCUAGAACAACCUGAUGGCAGUCCAGUGGAAUUGUACUAUGCCAUUCAACAAAGUGAUGAGAAAGGAGAUUGUGCCAAGGAGGACACAAGGAAAAGUAUGAGUCGGGCAUCUCGUAAUUACAUAGAUGAUACUGGGCCACCACUGCAGAGAAUUGGAAGUGUUUACCUCUACCAGUCCCUCAGUAGCAACUCUUCAAUUGAAGUGCAAAUUGAUAAAAACUUGGUUAUCCGCUCUUUCACUCGGAGUAUAUUGAAAGGGGAUAUUCUAACCUAUUUUGUGUUUAUCGCUAAAAGUUUUACACAGACCAAAUUCAAAUUAAGGGCGAAAGUCACAGAAGGUAUAAAUAUAUUUAAUGUGAGGACCAGUUCACAUUCAUGGGAUGUGAAAGAAAACAUGGAUUUUCCAGGCAAAUUGUCACCUGUCAUCAUUGACUGUCAGAGAAAAUAUCCCAUCUCAGAAAACAGUAUUGUAGAAAACUUCUAUGAAAUUUUCCAGAUAGACUUCAGGAUUGGCCGUGCAACUGACCCAUCAAGAGUGCAGAUAAUCACCUGGCAAGCUGAAUACCUUGGGCAAACUAUGUCUGCACUUGGGGUAUCUAAAAUAUAUGUCAAUGAAAGGGACAUUGUGGCUGUUAUACCGCUGGCAAUGGAGGCAGAGAUUCUGAACACUGCAAUUCUCACCGGGAAGACCGUAGCAGUUCCUGUUAAGUCUGUCGCUAUAGACAGCAGCGGCUCAGUGACAGAUAUCUCGGAAGCUGUGGAAUGCCGAUCUACGGAUGAAGAUGUACUAAAGGUUUCAGACCGAUGUGACUAUGUCUUUGUAAAUGGAAAGGAAAUUAAAGGAAAGGUUAAUGCCAUUGUAAAUUUCACAUAUCAACAUUUUAAAGCCUCACUAGACAUGACAGUGUGGGUCCCACGGCUCCCUCUGCUGAUAGACGUGUCUGAUACUGAAUUAAACCAAAUUAAAGGCUGGAGGGUUCCCAUUCUGACAAACAAAAGGCCAGCUAGGGACAGUGAUGAUGAUGACGACGAUGACAAAAAGGGAAGAGGUUGUACUCUCCAGUAUCAACAUGCCAUCCUACGGGUCCUCACACAGUUCAUAGCAGAGUCUUCUGAGUAUGCUGGCCAGCUCUCCUACCUGCUUGGAUCUGACUGGCAAGUUGACAUCACGGAUUUAAUAAGUGAAUUUAUCAAAAUGGAUGAACCAAAUGUUGUGCGGCUCAAAGGCCAGAUUCUGAUAGGACAGGAAGUUGGUAUGACUACAUUACAGAUACUAUCCCCUCUUUCUGAUGCCAUCCUAGCCGAGAAGACAGUGAUGGUUGUAGAUGAGAAGGUGACCAUCACAGAUCUAGGCAUUCAGGUGGUGACGGGCCUGUCUCUCUCUCUUCAGCUCAGCCCUGGAAGUAACCGAGCAAUCUAUGCAACUACCAUAGCACAAGAGCAUUUUAAUUCCCCAAAGCAGGAAGUAGAAAUCAGUUGUUGGAUCCAGUUUAGUGAUGGUACAGUGACUCCCUUGGAUGUUUAUGAUCCUAAAGACUUCUCAUUAAGUGUGACAUCUUUGGAUGAGAAGGUUUUUUCUGUUUCUCAAGAUUCCAAAUCCAAAUGGCCAGUUUUUUCAGCCAUUGCAGAAGGGCAAGGAGCACUAGUCAAGGUGGAACUCAUGAUAAAUGAGUUAUGUCAGAAGUCUAAACGAAAGAGCAUUCUUACGGUUGGCAUUGGGCACAUUAAAGUUAAAUUUAAUCAGAACAAUGGAAAUGAGAGUAGGUUUGUCAAUAGUAGGGAUCGUUUUGAUAAUCAUUACACUGGUAGAAGGCAGAAGACUCUACUAGAAAGAGUAAGACCAGAUGGUGCUUCAUUUGGUACCCCAUCCAUGGAGGGAGACAUCCACAUUAUGAACAGGGUUACUACUGACAAAGCCCAGAUAAGCAAGAAAAGAGAGCGAGAGAGUCUUUUAGAUGACGAUGGUCAUCUUCCAAACAUGCCCAUGGAUUUCACCAGUUUUCCUGCCCAGGUUGACCUACCAAGUAACAAUGGAGAUGUGGAAGAAAAUGAUCUUGCACAAAAUACAAGAGGCUUAAGUGACUUGGAAAUUGGGAUGUAUGCUUUAUUAGGUGUCUUUUGUCUGGCCAUACUUGUCUUCCUUAUAAAUUGUGUGACGUUUGCAUUAAAGUAUAGGCACAAACAUGUCCCUGUGGAUGAGCAAGAGACCAUGACACAUUCACACGACUGGGUUGGACUUACAAAUCGAACAGAAAUUUUGGAAAACCACAUUAACUUUCCUUUGCAGCAGGAGGAAUGCAUAACAGCUAUAGACAGGGGAGUGAAUAUUGCAGAAAGCAAAUACCUUAUCACUUCAAACCCUGCUAAAACUGUUAAUGGGCAGACAUACAGAUCUGCAGAGACAGCCUUCAAUGAAGGGAAAGAACAGAGGGGUGAACCUGCUACCUCUCCCACCUCCAAAAGGAAACGUGUAAAAUUUACCACAUUUACAAAUAUUCCUAAUGAGGAUGGUUGUCCAAACAUCAACUCCAUUUUAGUGAACAAUGAUGAAGAUAUAAAGUGGGUUUGCCAAGACAUAGACAUGGGGGAAUGCAAAGAACUCAGAAACUAUAUGGAAAGGUUACAUGAAAAUGUGUAAACUGAGAUAAGAACAUCUUCUACUGUACAAGAUGUUUAGCCAUCCUCACAAUGAUGAAGUCCAAACAUAGGCUACUUUCUUCAACAAAUAUUUUGCUCCACAAAAAGCAUCUGCUAUGAAAGAUGGAAUGACUAAUAAAUGCACAAAAUGUUAACGUUUUAUACAGACUAUUACAGGGUAUAGCAAAAAUAUAAUGCAAAGUCUUGGUAAAAUACAAAUGUAUGUAUUGUAUGUAACAUGUCACAUGAAGUGCAUAUCUUGAAAAUAACAGUAAUUACAAGGCGAACCCUGUUAUUUCACUUUAUUUCAGACUACCAAAGGAAAAUGUAGUGUUAUUUAUGCAGAGUCAACUAAAUUUGCAGUUUUGUACUAUGUCACAUUUUCCUUGGGUAGAGAGAUAGCUCUACAUGAGUGAAACAGUUUAGCUAAUCAAUAUUUAUGAGAAUGCAGACUAUCAGUUCAAUAGAACCCAGUGCUGAGUUAUGAAGAAUAUUGACUCAUCCCACCUAUACUGUUCUUAUGAAACAGGUCAUUUUAAUUGUCCAUUCUCUUUAAACCCAUAGCCAUGCAAUAAAGGGAUGGCCUGUGCCCCAGUUGCCUUUCCACCCUUGAAGGCUUUUUUUUCUUCUAUUAAAUCUCUUGAUAAACCAUAGUUGCCGACUUUCUGACUGCCCACUUUGGGAGAGGGCUGCCAAGUCAGCACAGCAGGGGGCAGUACGGGGACAUGACUCAUCAUAGUGUUUGGAGUGGGGGUGGGGCAAGUCAUAGGAGGCUGUUUGUGGCAUGGUUUCUGCGAUUGUGUGAUCAUGGCCAUGGUCCUGUUAUAAAAUGAGGAGAUUAUUGGCAUUGCAAAGCAGGGGAUGUGGCAACGAUGAUGCAAUUUAGUGCCAGUUUUAUGGGCAACCAGGAGAGCCACCAAGUUUUUAUGAGCCUCCCAGCUGUUCCAGGAGACUAGGCAGGUAUGUAAUAAACCCUAAAUCUGGAUAUACAGGUUGAGUCUCCCUUAUCCAAAAUGCUUGGGACCAAAGGUAUUUUGGAUAUGGGAUUUUUCCGUGUUUUGGAAUAAUUGCAUACCAUAAUGAGAUAUCAUGGCGAUGGGACCUAAAUCUAAGCAUAGAACGCAUUUAUGUUACAUAUACACCAUAUACACACAGCCUGAAGGUAAUUUUAGCCAAUAUUUUUUAUAACUUUGUGCAUUAAACAAAGUGUGUCUACAUUCACACAAUUCAUUUAUGUUUCAUAUACACCUUAUACACACAGCCUGAAGGUCAUUUAAUACAAUAUUUCUUAAUAACUUUGUGUAUUAAACAAAGUUUGUGUACAUUGAGCCAUCAAAAAACAAAGGUUUCACUAUCUCACUCUCACUCAAAAAAGUCCGUAUUUCGGAAUAUUCCGUAUUUCUGAAUAUUUGGAUAUGGGAUACUCAACCUGUAUGUUGGACAAUGACAUCCAAUAGUAAUCUUAACUUUCUGUACAGAGAUAUUGCACUGAUUUUGGUUCUUUUCUGGAAUUAUACUAUUUCUCAAACCUCAAAUAAACCUGACAAGCGCAUAGUUCCUUCCUUUGUAUUUGUAUUAAAUGAUUGGAAAACUGAGCCUCUUUAGUUACAAUCUAUCUACAUCUCCUGCUCACCUGAUGUCUUAGGUUUUGAAAUGGGCUGUCAGAGAUCAUAUAAUAUAGCUCUAAAAAAUGUUCAUAUUAUUAUUAUUAUUAUUAUUAUUAAUAAUAAUAUUAUUAUUUUGUAAUACAUAUUAAUACAGUGGAUUUAUAUAGCUCCGGCAUGCUCCUCAGACUUUUGCAAUUGAUAGGCAGAGACAGAUUUUCAAAUAUAUGGGCAGUACAGAAUAUUUUAGGAUAUGCUCUAGAAUGCAAAGCAAUCUAGAAUUCAGCCCCAGGCUUCAUAGACUAUAUUACCGGGAGAGAGUUCCUCCAGAACCCUUCUUGGCAAUCACCACAGCACACGUGUAGUCAGCAGACCCAGCACUGAGGAGGCACAAAACAGAAGUGAAGUGACCGCUAAUGCUACCACUUCACUUCCAACACAUCUCUAACAAACUACUUUUUGAGCCCCUGUCCCUGGAUAUGUUUGUUGAUACAGUUCUGCGAAUAGUAAUUUCUUAUUGCUACUAAUAGUAGCAAUAAGAAGUUACAAUGUUUGGGUCUGAAACCUGGUAAUUAUUUAUUACCAGCUAUUUAUAUAGCACACAGAGAAUAUUUUGGUCAUUCACAUCAGUCCCUGCCCCAGUGGAACUUACAAUCUAUAUUCCCUACCACAUGUGCAUGCACACACAUUCACGCUAGGGUUCAUUAUGUUUGGAGACACUCACCCUAUCAGUACAUUUUUGGAUUGUGGGAGGAAACCAGAGUACCUGGAGGAAACCCACGCAAGCAUGGGGAGAAUAUACAAACUCCACACAGUUAGGGCCAUGGUGGGAAUCAAACCCAUGACCUCAGUGCUGUGAGGCAGUAAUGCUAACCAUUACACCGCCCAUGCUGUUCCGAUACAUAUGCCCCUUAGAGUUUUGCAGUGGAUGGAGCAGGGUCCCUUAACAGUAGUAAUGUGAAGCAUCUGUCAAAUAUAUGCAGGAAUAUUGUAGUGUCAAAGAAACCUAAUUAGAAAAAGAAGUUCAUACUGUACAUUCAGCUUGUUAGAAAUAACUGUCAACUUAAUUAAUGCAUUCAUGCCAAUUGGAGACCACCAUGAAUUGCUGUUUAAUGUUUUAAAUGUCUAUAUAUAUAUAUAUAUAUAUGACAACCUUUUAGAGGUUAUAGACUGCUCACUAGAGGUCAAAUGAAUCCCCCUUGAUUAUAAUACCACACAUACAGUAGUGCAUGUGCAUUGAUAAAUAAUAUAGUUGCAGUAGUUUGUGUCCUCUUUGCAUUCUAAAUGCACAGAGUGGAUGUGUACACUCAUCUAGCAAGAGAGAUCUAUUGAGGUAAAGAGGUUAAAUAAUUUGCAGAUACGGCUAACUUGUGCUUUACAGGUUACUAGAUACAUAGCAAUAUACAGUAUUUGCUUUAUUAAUAAUAUUGGCAACACUUGUUCACGGAUUUGUAAAUAUGUAAACUUUGAGAACAAUAAAAAUAUGAGGCACAAGUUCCAUAUUUUGUCCAAAACAAUAAGGUGGCAUGCUAUAUUUAGAAACAAAGAUUCCAUUUAUGAAGCAGAGAUAAGCUAAAUCUGCUGUAACCUAUUUUGAGGCCGUAUGCCAUCAGUUUUAACAAGUGGCAAAAAUACUUUGUUUUUCACCACAAAUUAAACUAUUCAUCAUACUAGCCCAGAGUGCACCAUCAAAGCUCAGAGGGCUUUAGUAUAUUCCGACUGUGUUCCAUUUCUAUACAUAUGUGCAGACAGUAGCCACACAUGAGCAUAUUACUGUACACUUUGCUGGCAGUGGUGUGCAGUUUAUGAGAGUAAGAGCAUGUAUGGGUGGCGUAUCUGCAUUUUGUAUCAGUGUAAUAAUUUGCAGUGGUAUAUACCACAGCCACUGAACCAAUGAUGAUAGACAGAGCCCUAAGUAACACUGAAAUAAAAUUAAGCACUUGCCAAAAGUGUGCUUCUCUCUCUGACCACCUGCUCUGUCAAUAGCAGUCUGGUGCAAAGUGUAUACUGUAUCGCAGUUCCUGCCAGUUAGAUACCGUCAUGCAGCACUCUGUCAUAGUCUGUGCUAUGUAUUUCUCUACAGCAAGCAAAGACUCUCAGUCCUAUUAAGUGCACCAAUUUCUAGACAAAGGGUCUAUAUCAUGGGUGGGCAAAAUACGGCCUGGCAGGCAAUUUAGUACAGCUCACCCUCUUCUUCCCUCCACAACAUGUAUGUGGCCUGCUCCCACUUACACUGCUCUUCAUUGUGCAGUUUAGAAGUCAAAUGGUAGGUUGGCAACUUUACAUGGCCUGGCAGGGAGCUGGUAACAGACACAGGUUUGUGCCGGUGGGGAGCACUGUUCUGGAGUGAGGGGCCGGGGGAAGAAUGUUUGUUAUACCUCGGUUCCACCUCUCUGCACAUGUUCCUGCAGAAAAGACAAACGAGUGGUGGUAGGUGUGGGAGAAUUGUUGAUUCUGAUGGGCAUGUUUCAAUGACAAUGGACUGAUUCCAUGUACUGUAAGGGCAUGUCAUACUAUAAAAGGAACAUGCAGAACUGUAUGAUGGCAUAAAUGGUGCAUCCUUUUAUAUGGAGUCAUUUACAGUUUACUAAAACGUGUUAAGUAUCCCCCCACCCUGGUCUAUAGUAUUUAGGAUGUGGUUAUAUGUAACUGACAUCUAAUGCAGGCCAUACAGUAUAUCUACACGGCAAGUCUCCUAUUCCUGACCAAUUGUUGAUCGAUAAUUUGUCAGGGAAUCAAAUACAGCAUGUGAGAAAUCCCAGACUCACUGAUUCCGAUCAUUUUUGGGAUGGAAUUGGCGAAUCGAGGACUUACUACAUGUUAUAUUUUGCCAAUGACCCGACCCAGUUAUCGACAAAACAGGGAAUUGCCCCAAUUGAUUUUAGAUGUACGGGCCCUAUUAGUCUAUGUUAUUGCAUGUUUUAAUGUCUCAGGAAAGGAUAACUUAAGAUAGCUUGUGAGUCACCUAGCGGUUUUAUGGCUCUGUCAAGGAUAUGUAACCGAUAAUUCCCCAACACUAUGUAACUGUCAAAUCCCCCAAAUACCCUUAUACUGUAUAUAAUCAUAAAACAGAAAGUACAGUAUAAAUAGACAGUGAUUGCCACUAAAAGGCCACAGCUUUAUUAAUAUACUGAAAAUAUCAGGAAGGGUGGCAAGAAAGCAGAAACAGGAGUCCUGCAAGACUCCUGUGAGACAGGUGACAAAUGAGUGACUGUGGGCUUGCCCAUAUGUGGAAGAGAGAGUAGCAUUUCCCAAUAGUUGAGGAGGUAGAGGAGCUCACCAGUGGCCUACUGUAGCUGUAGGCAAUUCCAUGAGCCAACGGUGUGUGGGGUGCAGAG
This is a messenger RNA of Pseudophryne corroboree (corroboree frog), 8782 nucleotides long. RefSeq names its product transmembrane protein 132D-like. The record is from RefSeq and is a predicted model, not a curated record. The transcript has 9 exons. Lineage: Eukaryota; Metazoa; Chordata; Amphibia; Anura; Myobatrachidae. The coding region runs from base 560 to 3841 and encodes 1093 amino acids.